Messenger RNA from Lolium perenne, 832 nucleotides. The record is from RefSeq and is a predicted model, not a curated record. Lineage: Eukaryota; Viridiplantae; Streptophyta; Magnoliopsida; Poales; Poaceae.
UAUAAAAGCCAGCGUCGAGUGUGCCUAAUUCUCUCGCUCAGUUCGCUGAUAUCAUUUGGUACACAAGUGCUCAUACCUUAGCCAGCAUGAGUGUGCCUUGCUCAGACCAGGAUUUUAGACCGAUGAAGGGAAAGAAUGCAACUUUGCCGCCGGGGGUUAGAGCAGAGAGGUGUUGGUGCGGCCGCCUUGCGAAGGUGAAGGAAGUGGUGGAUUUUUCGGAUAAGUUCGGCAUGAAAUAUUUCAUGUGCGCAUACUACGAUCAUGAUCCACCCGCACAUACAAGUUCAUCGUCCUCGAGACCUGCGUCUCCGCCGCCCCUUUGCAACUGGUUUCACUGGAUAGACCAGGAGCAGCCGGAUUGGGCUCGCCGUGAGGUGGAGGAAAAACAGAGGCGUGCGUGGGCAAGGUUCCAUGAGGAGGAGCGUUUCGAAAAGGCUAUUGCUAAUGAUAAAGCAGAAAGAGAGAGACAGAUACAAAAAUUAAGGGCAGAGCAAGCUCGAAAUCGCGAGGUAAAUCAGAAGCGGAUGGAUGAUGAGGCUGCACGUAGGUAUGCAGAGGAAGAGGUGCGCAGGGAGGCCCGUGAAGCGGAAAGAAAGAGAUUAAGAGAAAGGGCUGCUGAGGCGCAGGCAGCAGAAGAACGCGGCGACAAGACUGGAAAAUGGCCACGCUGGACGCAGGGCAAAUAGAGUGAUCUGUUGUAGUAACUACGUAUUUUAAAUUCUGUUUACUUUCGCGUUGUAUCUUAAAUUCCGUUGUAGUGAUUAGCCGUAUUUUAAUUUAAGUUAUAUUUCCAACUUUAUUUCGGCAGAUGUAUUAAUAAUAAAUGUUGGUU